GAUUCAAAGUGAUAUAUGUGGCCCUAUUCAUCCCACUUCGGGACCUUUUCGAUAUUUUAUGGUAUUGAUAGAUGCUUCCACUCGAUGGACAUAUGUGUGUUUAUUGUCUACUAGAAAUCAGGCUUUUCCAAAGCUCCUUGCUAAAAUUAUUGAAUUAAGAGCUCAAUUUCCUGGUUAUCAAAUUAAAACUAUUAGAAUGGAUAAUGUCGGUGAAUUUACAUCGAAAGCUUUUGAUGAUUACUGCAUGUCACUGGGCAUCGAAGUGGAGCAUCCGGUACCUUAUGUCCACACACAAAAUGGUCUAGCUGAAUCACUCAUUAAGCGCAUCAAAUUAAUUGCUAGACCAUUGUUACAAAAUUCCAACUUACCAAUUUCAUGCUGGGGACAUGCAAUUUUACAUGCUGCUGCCCUAAUUCAAAUCCGACCUACUGCAUAUCAUGAUUACUCCCCUAUACAACUAGUGCGUGGUAAAGAACCUAACAUUUCCCAUCUGCGAGUAUUUGGUUGUGCAGUCUAUGUUCCCAUCUCACCAUCACAGCGUACCUCUAUGGGCCCUCAUCGAAAACUAGGUAUAUAUAUUGGCUAUGAAUCUCCGUCUAUUCUAAAAUACCUAGAGCCCAUGACUGGGGAUCAAUUUACAGCGAGGUACGCUGACUGCAUAUUCGAUGAAGAGAAUUUUUCGGCAUUAGGGGGAGAUAAAAGCCCAAACAUAAAUAAAUGCCGAGAAAUUUCUUGGAAUGUAGAAAAUCUACAAUAUUUCGAUCCACGCACCAAUCAAACUGAACUUGAAGUUCAAAAGAUAAUUAAUUUGCAAUAUUUAGCAAAUAAUCUGCCAGAUGCAUUUACUGAUCAUAAAGGAGUGACCAAAUCUCAUGUACCUUCAAUAAAUGCUCCACAACGAGUGGAAGUCCCCAUAAAAUCUAAUAAUCCUGUAGAUGCUCCACGCCAGAAGCGUGGUAGACCCGUUGGUACAAAAGACAAUAAUCCGCGGAAAACGAAAUCUAAUAAGAAUGUUGAAUCACUCCCGAAAUCUCCAGAAGAAAAUCGUCCAGAAGGCGAAAAUCCUAGUUUAAAUGCACGUGCAACAAAUAAUAAAAAUACUAGGAUU
Molecule: messenger RNA, 1108 nt
Organism: Striga hermonthica
Lineage: Eukaryota; Viridiplantae; Streptophyta; Magnoliopsida; Lamiales; Orobanchaceae
Source: the annotation of a GenBank genome assembly